AUGGUCCACCAGGAGAACAGGGUCCCCGCGGCCCCACUGGUCCCAAAGGUGACGCUGGUCCCGAGGGUGAGCCUGGUAGACCUGGUCGUGCGGGUGAUGCACAGCCAAACCAUGCGUAUCCCUGAGUGCCCCUCAUACACACAAAAGGUGUGGGAGGGAUACUCCUUCCUCAGCAUGACUGGGUCGGAGCGUUCGCACGUCAACGACUUAGCCAGCCCGGGUUCCUGCCUACAGAUGUUCAACCCCAUUCCCUUCAUGUUUUGUGAGAAACAGGAGAACUGCUACUAUGCCCAACGUAAUGACCGCUCCUACUGGUUGAGCACUGAUGAUGAGCCAAUGAUGUGGAAUCCCGUUCUCGCAAAUGAGACGGAGCGACACAUCAGCCGAUGUGUGGUGUGUGAAGCACCAUCUAAGAUAUAUGCCUUCCACUCUCAGACGCUGGAAAUUCCCAAGUGUCCAGACGGUUGGUCUGAUAUGUGGGCUGGAAGUAGUUUCCUCAUGGUGAGUAUUGUUCACUAG
This is a messenger RNA of Dibothriocephalus latus, 519 nucleotides long. The record is from the annotation of a GenBank genome assembly. NCBI's taxonomy places the organism in Eukaryota, Metazoa, Platyhelminthes, Cestoda, Diphyllobothriidea, Diphyllobothriidae.